This is a messenger RNA of Fomitopsis serialis, 912 nucleotides long. RefSeq lists its product as uncharacterized. The transcript has 3 exons. Lineage: Eukaryota; Fungi; Basidiomycota; Agaricomycetes; Polyporales; Fomitopsidaceae. The record is from RefSeq and is a predicted model, not a curated record. The annotation marks the transcript as partial.
UGUCCGGCUUGCGACAAGGUGCUCAAGACGCCUCAAGGUCUUGCAGCGCACCUGUCAAGUGCGCGAUCGUGUAAGUGGUAUAAUAAAGGAAAAAAUCGAGAGCUCGAAGACGAGGAGGACGGUACCUGGGACGACUUUCGCGACGUGUUGGAAAAUAGGGAUCUCUUCAGGUUCGACCUUCCUGUGCCUGUGGAUAACUCCAGCAUUGGCAACCAGAAUGAAGCAUCAUCCUCUUCGUCUGCCCCACGUCCGGCUCCCCCGCCUUUACGUGUUCCAACCGUGCCUGCUCUGGACGACGACGAGGAUACUAGAGUCGAAGAAGAGGACCCUCUGGCCGGGAGAGUCAUACGCAUGGAGCCGACCAUCGUGGAAACAUGGAGGGCGUAUUUCGCAGAAGAGGAUGAGGACGAGCCGAUGGACGUGGACAAUGCAGAUGGGCCGGAGGCGGACGAGAGAAUGGACGUGGAUGAUGAAGACAGGCCCCCAAACGAGUGUGACGGUAACGCAGUAUGGAGACCAUUUGCGUCUGAGCUCGACUGGCGCGUGGCUAAGUGGAUAAUCAGCGAGGAUGUAGGGCAGAAGUCCUUGAACAGAUUCUUGAGCAUACCUGGGGUGAUUGAGAAGCUUGGGCUCACCUUCAAAGAUGUUCGGGAGCUCUUCAUGAAGGUCGACGGUAUUCCCGACCGGGCAUCAUGGAACACCUCCUCCCUUACAUUCCCCGACAGACCUGAUGAGGCCCACCUCGUUCGUUACCGCGACAUACUGGAGGCAAUAAAGGCCCUCCUCGGCAACCCUUCAUAUGCGAAGCACAUUGUGUAUCGCCCGAGACGAGUGUUCGCCGACAGGUCCCGGACAAAACGGAUCUUCACGGAAAUGUGGACGGGCUUGUGGUGGAACGCAGUACAGGUUCGU